CACGAAUCACGACUCGCGGCGAGUCUAGGGUCUUAGAGAACAGUUGACCCCCGUUUCGGUUGCUUACUUUUCAUAGACCUUCAAGUCUCUCCUACUGGUCGCCUCGCAGUCACUCUGCAUCUCCUUUGGGCCUUGUGCUUUUUCAUCGACGUCCGCCUCGUUGACACUCCAGCAAACAUGCCUGCAGCUUCAGCGAAGAAGAACCAUUUCAAGAAGAUUCAGAGUUUCAAGGCCGACUACACGCUCGCUGAGUUCACCCAGUAUGAAUCUGAGCGUACCGGUAUGCGAGUGGCUGUCUGCGACCGCAAAGGACCCAAGGUCCAAGGCUACUUCGCCCUCGCAACUGAGAUUCAUGACGACUCUGGCGCGCCGCACACUCUAGAGCAUCUCUGCUUCAUGGGUUCUCGGAGUUACCCCUACAAAGGCGUUCUGGAUAGACUCGCAACUCGGUCGUACUCGAACACGAACGCUUGGACAGCCACUGAUCAUACCGCAUACACCUUGGAUUCCGCUGGCUGGGAAGGCUUUGCCCAGAUCUUGCCGGUCUACUUAGACCAUGUCAUCCUCCCAACGCUGACUGACGAGGGCUGCUAUACUGAGGUCCAUCACAUUGAUGGAGAGGGACAAGAUGCUGGCGUUGUCUAUUCGGAGAUGCAAGGCGUGCAGAAUAACCAAGGCGAACUGAUGGAUCUCCAAGCGCGUCGGCUUCUAUAUCCAGAAGGCGUCGGCUUCCGCUACGAAACCGGAGGAAUGAUGGAGCAGCUGCGAGUCCUCACUGCCCAGCGCAUUCGCGAUUUCCACCGCGAGAUGUAUCAGCCUAAGAACCUCAGACUUGUCUUGAUCGGCGAGGUCGACCACGCCCAGCUUCUUGACAUACUCGAAGACUUCGAGGAGAGCAUUCUAGAUGCGAUACCACCCCCGGAUGCGCCAUUCAGGAGACCCUGGGUUGAGCCAAAGCAGCCUCAGGCACUUAAAAAGACAAUCAUCGAUACCGUCGAGUUCCCUGAGGACGACGAAUCGAUGGGCGAGCUCAUGAUAGCGUUCUUUGGCCCCCCUGGCACUGAUAUGAUGUCCGGAGCUGCGAUGGAUGUAUUGCUUUCAUACCUGUCCGAUUCGACAGCUUCGGUUCUUGUCAACACCCUUGUUGAGAAAGAGGCCGUCGCUAGCGGCGUGUACAAUCAGGUCGACAAUCGGCCAGACACAGUCAUUUGGUUCAUUUUGAGCAGUGUGGCUACCGAGAAGCUUGAAGCGGUCGAGCAGAGAUUCUUUGAAGUUUUACAGGAAACUUCAGCGAAGCCUCUUGACAUGCCUUACUUGAAGGACUGUGUGCGGCGGUACAAGCGACGAGUGAUGUUCCACACCGAGUCUUCCAACGAGGUUUUCGCCGAUCCCAUCAUUGAGGACCACCUGUUUGGGAACCGCGACGGGUCUGAUCUCUAUACAUCGCUCGCGAACUUGAAUCUCUAUGACGAGCUUGAAAAGUGGACGGAUGAGCAAUGGCGGAUUUUCAUGGGACGUUGGCUUUCGCAUGCUCACCACGUUUCGAUUCUCGGCAAGCCGUCGGCAGAGCUCUCGAAGCAACUCAAAGCAGACGAGAAGGCUAGAGUCAAAGCGCAGCAGGAGAAGUUUGGGGAAGACGGACUGAAAGAUCUUGCUAAGAAGUUGGAACACGCAAAGGCGGAGAACGACAAGCCUAUGCCGAAAGAAGUGCUGGAACAGUUCGAGAUACCUGGCACCGACUCGAUCCACUUCUUCGAGACGAUUACCGCACGAUCCGGAUAUGACAGGAGUUUGGAUAUGCCACGCAACAAAAUACAAGAUAUCAUCAACAAGGAUGCUGGUAGCCCAAACUUUUUCAUCCACUUCGAACACAUUCCGACCAAUUUUGUGCACUUCUCCUUGGUUCUAAAUACUCAGAGUGUGCCACUGGAAAUGAAACCACUGCUCCCAGUGUUUCUGUCGAAUUUCUUUAACACUCCUGUCAUGCGUGAUGGUGAGACGGUUGCGUUUGAGAAGAUUGUCACUGAAUUGGAGCAAGACACGGUAUCUUUCCAGAUCGAAACCGGAGCGAAUAUCGGUAACUCGGAGUUGCUUCGAAUAAAGUUCGUCGUUGAACCCGAGAAGUAUCAAACUAUGAUCAAAUGGCUCGAGCUCAUGCUGCUCCACGGCCAUUUCGACCUUGAGAGACUGAGGACGACUGUGAAGAAGUUGUUAGCAGAUGUCCCAGACGAGAAGCGAAGCGGCAACGACAUGCUAUAUGCCGUCGACAACAUGAUCCACUACGAUCCCAAGUCCUCUGGCCGUGCUCAAAACACGCUUGUCAAAGCUCUCUAUCUCAAGCGCGUUCUAUACCGUCUGAAAAAAAUGCCAGACUGGGUCCUCGACCACAUGCACCAUCUCCGCAAGAAUCUCAUCACUUCUUCAAACAUGCGCGCACUCGUGGUCGCUAAUAUCGAGAACCUCCCCUACGGUCCUGCAUCAUCCUUCGACCCCUUCGUCGCCGCCAUCCAGGACGUCCCGCAUCUCAAUCCCAUCGACUCUCGCGCCGACGUCCUCAGCAUCGCCGGCCGCAACCCGGGCCAGCUCAACUUCAUCGUCCCCAUGCCCACCAUCGACUCCUCCUUCCUCCUCGCCACCACCAAAGGCCCGAACAGCUACACCCACCCGGACCUCCCCGCCCUCAUGGUCGCCACCGCCUACCUCGACACCGUCGAAGGCCCUCUCUGGACCUCCGUCCGUGGCACCGGCCUCGCGUACGGCACCGGCUUCUCGCGCGGCACCGACACGGGCCUGCUCCGCUUCCGCGUCUACCGUUCCCCGGACGCCUGGAAGGCCUACGCCACCGCCCGCGGUGUGGUCGAAGACUUCAUCUCGGGCAAGCGCGCGUUCGAGAAGCCCGUGCUCGAGGGCGCCAUCAGCUCCAUCGUCGUCGAGUUUGUCGACGAGCAGCCGACCAUGAGCAGCGCCGCGGCCGUCUCGUUCGUCAACAGUGUCAUCAAGGGCGUCGGCAAGGGGUACAGCGAGGAGAUGCUGCGGAAGGUGCGCGAGGUGGGCGAGGCGGAGAUCAAGCGCGUGUUGGAGGAGGUCGUGCUGCCGGUCUUUUUGCCCGGGAAGGCGGAUGUGGUGGUGACGGCGGCGAGCAUUAUGGAGGAGGGCCUCGAGAAGAACUUUAAGGAGGCGGGGUUCAGACCGCAGGUUAAGCCGCUGAGCUUUUUCCAGGACGAUUACGGCCUGGAGCCCCUCAAGGGCGAGCUGGAGGAGCCGGAGAGCGAGGAGGACGAGGACGAGGACGAGGACGAUUCGGAGGGUGGGGAGGAGGGGGAGGAGGGGGAGGAGACAGAGGAGGAGGGGCCAGGGGAGCUCCGUGAAUCAACGUAGGGUAGGGAGGGUUUUUACCAGU
This is a messenger RNA of Mytilinidion resinicola, 3400 nucleotides long. RefSeq names its product putative zinc metalloprotease. Gene Ontology annotation, biological process: proteolysis. Gene Ontology annotation, molecular function: metal ion binding. The record is from RefSeq and is a predicted model, not a curated record. Bases 178 to 3378 code for a protein of 1066 amino acids. The transcript has 7 exons. Lineage: Eukaryota; Fungi; Ascomycota; Dothideomycetes; Mytilinidiales; Mytilinidiaceae.